UGUCAGGCCUUCUCAGUGCUACGUGAUCGUGAUGAUGUUUCGAAUUUAGUGGAACUUCCUAGCCUUGAGUUGGAAUUAAUUAUAAACCUACAGAAAACUAACAAUUAAGAACAUGAAUGGACAACAGUUGACCAAUUCAAGCAAUUCAGCCAAUGGAACACCAUCUAGCAGUUACCCAGCUAGUUUGUCCUCUCAGUCGUCCAGGGACCCCUCGCCAGCCACGCAUGCACGUAAGCCUUUCACGGAGCCUUACAACCAUGUGAUUGCACCUCAACCUAACCACUGGCCCAAGGACAAGGCUGGGCAGGUUGUACACAGCACACCCUUCUCCAGUCCUACGCCUCCUCCGCUCGGUAGUCAGGGAUCUGGAGACCAGGGAAUGCAACCUGUAAUGCAAACACCGGGAAACCUUCCUAACCCUACCUCAAGGCCAUUCUCCUCCCCUCAACCCCCCUCUAGUCAGUCUGUCGCUAGGUUCCCUUCCUCUCACCAACCCAACAACAUGUCCAGUCAGAUACCUUCACCCAGGCCACCUCCACACCCCAGCUAUCCUGGUGGCCAACCACAGGCUGCUGCACCUCUUCAGCCCCCUUCCAAUCCCAGUAGUCAGGCUCCAUUGCCAAGUCAGUUUCAAAAACUUCCCCAAAGCCCUUUCCAACCUCCGCCAAACCAGUUCCAACAAAUCACAAGACAGCCCUCUCCUCAACCAUCACCGUUUUCUAACCAAACUCCAAAUCCCAAUGUAAAUCAGUUUAGUCAGCCAUCGGGCCCGAAUCAGUUCACUCAACAGUCUAAUCAACAUCCCAAACCACAAAUUCAAACGGCUCAACCUUCUAGUCACCCCGCCCAACUAAAUCAAAUCCCUCAAACUCUGAAUCAACUUUCUCAGCCAUCUAGUAAGCUUCCCCAACCUCCCAGUCAAGUUUCUCAACCUUCUAGCCAAAUUCCUCAACAAAAUAGCCAAUUUUCUCAACCUAACAUUCCUCAACAGAAUAAACAAUCCCAACCACCUAACCCAAUUUCCCAACAACCCAGUCAAUCUACCCAACCAUCUAAUAAAUAUCCCCAACCACCUAAUAUAAUUCCUCAACAACCUAACCAAAUUUCCCAGCAACCCAAUCAGUUUUCUCAACCACCUAAUAAAUAUCCCCAACCACCAAAUAAAUAUCCCCAACCACCAAAUAAAUAUCCCCAACCACCUAAUCCAAUUUCCCAACAACCUCAGCCAAUUUCCCAGCAACCCAAUCAAUUUUCCCAACCACCUAAUCAGUACCCUCAACCCACGAAUCAAUUUUCCCAAUUGCCUAACCAAUUUUCUCAACCACCUAAUCAGUUCGGCCAGCAACCUCCUAACCCUCCACAGUACCAAUACAAUAACGUCAACUCCACUACCCAACCACAAUAUGCUGCCAGCGGGUAUCCUCAACAACCUCAGCAGAUUGGAAACCAGUACAAUAAGCGGUAUCCACAAAUGCCUGGCACCUAUCAACAGCCUGGCCCUGUAGAUGGGCUGACAUCUCAGUUGAACACUAUGUCUGUACAGCAGGGCUUCAACAAGCUUUGGGGUAUGGACACCGUGGACCUACUGAAGUGCCGAGAUCUGCUGCCCAAAGAGAAAAUAGAUCCACCCGCUGUACGAUUGCAGCACGAACUGUACGAGGCAGCGAACUGUAGCCCAGAAAUCUUCAGGUGUACUCUUACCAAAAUACCAGAAACCAAAUCGUUGUUAGAUAAAUCAAGACUGCCUUUAGGAGUCCUUAUUCACCCGUUUAAGGAUUUGAACGAAUGUCCUGCAGAGGUGGAGGGAGCCAAUUAUUAUGAACCCCCACAACGGCCAAAAAAUAUCAAGCAACUCUCUGUGAUCCAGUGUACAGUCAUAGUAAGAUGUCGAAUGUGCCGUACAUACAUCAACCCGUUUGUCUACUUUGUCGACAAUAAACGUUGGAAGUGCAACUUGUGCUUUAGAGUUAACGAAUUACCCGAUGAGUUUCAAUUUGAUCCAAUGACCAAGACGUACGGAGAUCCAUCAAGGAGGCCAGAGAUAAAAUCUGCAACGAUAGAAUUUAUUGCUCCUUCUGAAUACAUGGUGCGACCACCGCAGCCGGCAAUCUACGUGUUCGUGCUGGAUGUGUCGCGACUGGCGUGUGAGAGUGGCUACCUCAAAAUUGUGUGUGCUACUCUGCGGAGCGAGCUAGAAAACAUCCCUGGCGACGCUCGCACCUCCGUGGCCUUCAUCACCUUUGACUCUGCCGUCCACUUCUACUGCCUCAUGGACGGACAAGCUCAGCCUCAUGAGAUGGUCGUUGUCGACAUUGACGACAUGUUUCUGCCACUGCCAGAGAACCUGCUAGUGAACCUACACGAGUGCCAGGAUCUUAUUAAAGACCUGCUGUUAGAGUUGCCGCAGAAGUACGCCGAGUCCUACGACACACACUCUGCUCUAGGAGCUGCCUUACAGGCUGCCUACAAGCUGUUGUCGCCGACGGGUGGACGGGUGACGGUAUUCCAAUCGUGCCUCCCCAACAUUGGACCCGGCGCACUGACAGCGAGGGAAGACCCGGCCCAGAGAGCGGGUGACAACCCUCCCCACCUCAAUCCUGCCACUGACUUCUACAAGAAACUGGCUCUGGACUGCUCAGGUCAACAGAUAGCUGUGGAUCUGUUCCUGGUCAACAGCCAAUAUCUGGACCUGGCUACAUUGUCUGGAGUGUCCAGAUUCUCAGGAGGCUGCAUGUUCCAUAUUCCUCUGUUCCGCUCAAACAAUCCUUUACUGAUAAUCACAUUGGAGAGGAUGUUCCAGAGAUACCUCACUAGGAAGAUAGGGUUCGAGUCUGUCAUGAGGCUUAGGUGUACCAGAGGCCUUUCAAUCCAUACAUUCCAUGGUAACUUCUUCGUACGGUCGACAGACUUGUUGUCUUUACCCAACGCUAGUCCAGACGCUGGGUUUGGCAUGCAGGUGUCCAUUGAUGAGAACCUCACGGAGGUUCAAAACGUGUGCUUCCAGGCCGCUUUACUCUACACCUCUAGCAAAGGUGAGAGGAGGAUACGAGUCCACACUUUGUGCCUUCCUGUUGCGUCAAACCUGGCAGACAUCAUGCAUGGAGCGGACCAACAGUGUAUAGCUGGGCUUCUGGCUAAAAUGGCCGUAGACAGAGCCAUACAGAGCUCACUGUCAGAUGCCAGGGAAGCGUUUGUCAACGUAGUGGCUGAUGUUCUCUCCGCCUACAAGCUGACACAGUCUGGCAGUUCUGCAGGCUGUGUGUUGGCUCCCUCGUCUCUCAGACUGCUGCCUCUCUACAUUCUGGCGCUGCUCAAACAUGUUGCAUUCCGGAUAGGUCAGAGCACGAGGCUGGAUGACAGAGUGUUUGCCAUGUGUCAGAUGAAGAGUUUACCUCUGUGUUAUCUGAUACAGUCCAUCUACCCAGACCUGUACCCGUUACACAACAUUGAGCUUCAGCCGGAGAUGGAGGUGUUCGAGAGGAGGGUUCACGCGCCACCUCGAUUACAGCUGUCUGCAGAGAGGAUAGACUCCCAAGGCAUGUUCCUGAUGGAUGAUGGAACCACGCUGAUGCUCUACAUUGGACACAACCUGGACCCUGCGUUGUGUCAGGCGGUGUUCAACGUUCCUCACUUCUCUGCCAUUCAGGAACUGGAUUAUCUCCCUGAGCUAGACAACCCUACGUCGGAAGCAGUGAGAGGUUUUGUGUCAUACCUACAGAAUGAUAAACCAUAUCUUAUACCACUUCAAGUCAUAAGGGACGACAGCCAUCACCGUAUGAGGUUCUUGGAGAAAUUGAUUGAAGAUAAGAACGAGUCUGGCACUUCGUAUUACGAGUUUCUACAACGAGUCAAAAACCUGAUCAAAUAAUAACAAGGACACAUCCUGGUGAUCUGUGUCAAGUUCCUUUAGUAGUCUUACGUUUUAUUUGUUGCCAAUAUUUUUUACUGUACAUACACAUAUGUAUGUUAGGUUUUGAUAACGCGAGUUGUAAAUUGUUUUAUUUAUACAUAUUCCCGUUGUUACUGUACAUUAUACCUGUAUAUAACGAGUGUAGGUCUGCUCAGUAUUUUUAAGCAGCUCUUCGCUCAAAGUGUGUCUUGGAUUGAAAAUCAAGUUAGGAUUAUUCUUCUGCAAGAGGGUGCUGUAUAUUGACUUGUACAAAGCUAUUAUGUAUCAUGUUUUAAUUGUAUGCAUCUUGUAAACUACAUAGAUUAUAUAAAGUAUAGAUAAUUUAUAAAUAAAAUCAUACAUUGUUU
Messenger RNA from Macrosteles quadrilineatus (aster leafhopper), 4257 nucleotides. RefSeq names its product protein transport protein Sec24A-like. Bases 113 to 3868 code for a protein of 1251 amino acids. Gene Ontology annotation, cellular component: endoplasmic reticulum exit site; COPII vesicle coat. NCBI's taxonomy places the organism in Eukaryota, Metazoa, Arthropoda, Insecta, Hemiptera, Cicadellidae. The transcript has 21 exons. The record is from RefSeq and is a predicted model, not a curated record. Gene Ontology annotation, biological process: COPII-coated vesicle cargo loading; endoplasmic reticulum to Golgi vesicle-mediated transport; intracellular protein transport. Gene Ontology annotation, molecular function: zinc ion binding; SNARE binding.